Messenger RNA from Closterium sp. Naga37s-1, 475 nucleotides. The record is from the annotation of a GenBank genome assembly. Lineage: Eukaryota; Viridiplantae; Streptophyta; Zygnematophyceae; Desmidiales; Closteriaceae.
CCGCACUAGCGGGCAGCAGCCCCUUGUCGCUGCGGCAGCGGGUUGGCAUCACGGUGGGAGUGCUGAGGGCACUCAAGGCGGUGCAGAGCCAUGGGCGGGUGCAUGGCGACCUCAAGCCCUCCAACGUGCUGCUCACUGUUGCCUGGGAGGCGCGGGUGGGCGACUGGAGUGCGGUGCGCAUGGGUCAGUGCGUGCACGUUGACAUGGGCGGGCAGCAGGAAGGUUCCUGGACGAGCGGGAGUGGGGAAGGUGGAGGCAGCAAGGGUGGCAGCAGUGGUGAAGCUGGCAGCAGCAGUGGCAAGAGUGGCCAUAGUGGGAGUUCGAUGGAGAGCAGGAAGAGUGGCGGCAGCAGCAGCAGCAGCAGCAGUGGCAGUGGAGGGUUGAAGCAGCGGAGAGUGCUGCGGUGCACGGAGGGGCAUGUGGAUCCCGCUGUGCUGCACUCUGGCAUUGCGUCUGCCAUGUCAGACAUGUUCAG